AACCAACUUCAACCCCAGCCACCUGCUACCCUCGCCGUCCGCCAGCGAGCGUAUCGAACGAGCUUCCUCGCCUGAUUGUGAAAUUCCAUCUGUCUGAAUUGUCUUUCUCAUACCCUUAUCUCCAUGUCCCGUGCCGGACCCUCGUCAUCCGGCUCUCGGUCGCUCUUGCAGCGCAUAAGCUCCCCGCCACCUCUUCUAGAUCACAAUGCGGCUUCCGGGCCUUCGCAUGACAACUCGCGGAAGAGACAACGCAAACGGAAGCGCGAAACGCCACCACCAGAGAUGCUGUACACGCCGUGGCUCGACCUCUGCCGCGACCAAUUUUCGCGCUGUGAGAGCGCAAUGGACAAAUUGCAUUACGAGAUACUCGCAUACGAGCGAUAUAUGGCGCCGACACCGCAGGAGAAUGAGGCGCGGUCUCGGACGCAGUCGCUCAUAAUGAACGCGCUGCGGGACCUACCUUGUGUCGGCCGCCUUCAGCUGUUUGGGAGCUCAGCCAUAGGCAUCGUCACCCCUACCAGCGACCUCGAUAUGGUCAACGAGAAUUCCCGCCUCGCUCAAGCCGGUCAGCCCGCCUGCAUCGACGCGCUCUGGGCCAUCGGCAGGCGCCUCCGCCAACGGGGCAUCGUCUCUGAGUUCAACGUCAACAAAUGGGCCCGCGUGCCCAUCAUCACCUUCGCCACGCGCCCCGAGUUUGGGCCCUUCGACGUUGAUAUCGGCGUCAAUAAUGUCGACGGGCUGAAUGGGGUGCCAAUUAUGCAGAAAUAUCUGAGGACCAUGCCGGCGCUGAGGCCGCUGCUUUUCGUGCUGAAGCGCUUUCUGGGGCAGCGCGAUCUGGGGAAUGCGGCGAAGUCGGGGCUCGGAGGCUAUGGACUCAUGUGUCUGAUCGUUGCAUUCUUGAAAAAUAACCCGCAGGGCCGACCCCAGUCUUACAUUGAUUCGCCGCUUGAGGAGCGAUCGCUCGGCAUACUGUUGCAAGACUUCCUCGAGUUCUAUGGGACGAAAUUUGACUAUGAAGCUCUCUAUAUUGCGCCGGAAGAAGGAGCCUAUCUCCCGAAAGAAGAAGGCGAGGAAUGGCUCGGCGACCUCGAGAAAGCCGCCAACCGUUUGGUCAUCAAGUGCCCGGUCACGCCCGGACACGACGUUGCUCGCUCUGCGGGGAGAACCGCACAGAUAGUCGACGCUUUUGCUGCCGGCUUGUCCAUAAUCCAGGAGGCCAACCUGGCGGAUGAGACAAUACUCGGGGCUCUCAUCGGAGUCCCCCAGAAGGUCAUCGACAGACGCGUCAGCCUUCGCCAUCUGGUCGAUAGUGGUGGCUAUGGUCGAACAUACGUUGCGCCACAAUACCAACCAUAUGCUCAACCGCGUCGCGCAAGACCACCAUCGCCUCCGCGCGGCCGAUACCCACCAUACCGCAGUCACGAUCGUCCUCCGCCUUCCUACAAACGCCCGCGACAUGACUAUUACUAGCGGGUUGACCAAUACAAUACCUACCGUAUUUGGAAACGCGGAAGCUCUUGGUUGAUCGCCGCCGGUCAUCACAAUUUCGUCACAGAUGUCACUCGGCAACUUCUUUUUGACGGUCACAACUCCUUUCAGACAAUGGAUGGGAUUCCACGAGGUGCGUUGAGGCGCAUCCCUUUGUAUCUCCAACCACGCGCGCGCGGGUAUCGUCGGCUGCCCUUUGGCCCACGCGGGGUAGACUGCUUUGAGUGGUUGUUUUAUCCCUUUUUCUUGACCAGGCCGGCCUUUCGGCCUUCAAAGUCGCAAUGGACAGCUCAAGAUAAUCGGCGGGCCAACGCGAUAGUCUUCGAGCACAAUGAACGAUCUUCCCUUUGCGCUUG
This is a messenger RNA of Schizophyllum commune H4-8, 1844 nucleotides long. RefSeq names its product Nucleotidyltransferase. The transcript is spliced from 6 exons. Gene Ontology annotation, molecular function: mRNA binding; poly(A) RNA polymerase activity. The record is from RefSeq and is a predicted model, not a curated record. Gene Ontology annotation, biological process: RNA 3'-end processing. Bases 124 to 1470 code for a protein of 448 amino acids. Lineage: Eukaryota; Fungi; Basidiomycota; Agaricomycetes; Agaricales; Schizophyllaceae. Gene Ontology annotation, cellular component: TRAMP complex; nucleolus.